AAGAGCUAAAGAGCCGAGCCAGGGUUGGAUUGAGCUUGGCUUUGGCUUGUUAGCUGAUCGAGUUCAGUUUACGAAUCUAAUCCAUCUGUUGCUGGAAGCGAAAGAAGCCGACGCUACAAUGGGAAUCGAUCGAGCUGCGAUCGAGAUGGUCCUCUCGUUCCAGUUCUGGAGAAUGGCUAUUUUAUGGCCCCUUGCCCUCCUGUACUGCUACGCCAGACUCAACCUCGCCGCUCUCUUCCGUCGCCGCACGUCGCCGAGGGAGCACUUUCGUUGUCGCUUAGUCCCCGAUUCCGCCGGCGGUAAUUUCAGGCGUCCCAUCUGCAUUAUUACUGGGGCGACGUCUGGCUUGGGCUUGGCAACAGCAAGGGCCCUGGUAGGCGAGGGCUAUCACGUUGUUCUAGCUGGGCGUUGUGCUGAAUCUUUAUACAGGACCAUUCAGGAAAUUAAGCAAGAGUAUGAAGAAGCUCAUCUAACAACGUUCCAGGUUGAUUUGUCAUCUCUUCAAUCAGUUGUAAAGUUUGAAGCUUCCUUUAAACAAUGGCUUCUUGAUUCAGAUCUCCAUCCUUCGGUUCAACUUCUUAUUAACAAUGCUGGGAUAUUAGCUACAUCUUCCAGAAUAACUGCUGAUGGAUAUGACCAGAUGAUCCAGACAAAUUUUAUCAGUGCUGUUGUGCUGACUAGUCUUCUACUUCCUUUGAUCAAGAACAGUUCCCUACCUUCUCGAAUUGUUAAUGUAACAUCUUUUACCCAUCUUUGUGCAUCUAAUAUGAAGAUUGAUUGCAAAAAAUUUAGUCGCAAUACUAUCUCGGAGAAGUAUCCUUUUGCUUCUAUCUAUGAGUACUCUAAGUUGUGUUUAUUGCUUUUUUCAUAUGAACUCCACCGUAGACUUCGUGCAGAAAAUCUGUCAUCCAAAAUUUCCAUUAUCCCUGUUGAUCCGGGAGUGGUUCACACCAACAUACUACGGGAAGUUCCUUCAUGCCUUUCACAGCUUGCUUUCAGAGUCCUGAGCUUCUUGCACCUUCUCCAAUCUCCUGAAGCUGGUGCUUCUUCAAUCAUAGACGCUGCAUUGGCACCUUCUAAUGUAUCAGGAGAGUAUUUCUUUGGAGGAAGGGGAAGAAGAAUGGGUUCUUCAUCUCUGUCUUAUGAUGCAAAAGCUGCUUCCCAGCUGUGGCUGAAUACUUCAAUUUUUGAAGAGCAGGUAAGCCUGCUAAGAUCUUCUUUAGCCUGAAAUUUUGUUAUGAGUUUGACGCGAUUUGAUUGAUAUUUAUUUAAUGAAAUUUACUUAUCUACCACACAAUUCUUAUGCAUUUACAUGUUUAGCACUUAAAAUUGAUAUUUACAUUUAUAGGACUUUAGUAUCAUAAAUCUUUGCAUGAGAAAAUGUACAUGCCACUUAUAUAUGUAAGUUAAAAUAGUGGCAUUUUUUAUGUGAUAUGGAAGGUUUUGGUGAUAUACAUGUAAAA
Messenger RNA from Phalaenopsis equestris, 1463 nucleotides. RefSeq names its product short-chain dehydrogenase TIC 32, chloroplastic-like. The transcript has 9 exons. The record is from RefSeq and is a predicted model, not a curated record. Bases 119 to 1228 code for a protein of 369 amino acids. NCBI's taxonomy places the organism in Eukaryota, Viridiplantae, Streptophyta, Magnoliopsida, Asparagales, Orchidaceae.